This is a messenger RNA of Strongylocentrotus purpuratus (purple sea urchin), 6039 nucleotides long. Its product is annotated as protein lava lamp-like. Gene Ontology annotation, cellular component: BRCA1-BARD1 complex. The coding region runs from base 1 to 6039 and encodes 2012 amino acids. Gene Ontology annotation, biological process: signal transduction; protein ubiquitination. The record is from RefSeq and is a predicted model, not a curated record. Lineage: Eukaryota; Metazoa; Echinodermata; Echinoidea; Camarodonta; Strongylocentrotidae. The transcript is spliced from 12 exons. Gene Ontology annotation, molecular function: protein binding.
AUGACGAGAAAACUUGAGUCUAAGCAACAACGCGUAGACACUUUGACCGAAAUCGUAGGAGAAAAAGAGCGGAUUGAGGCGACUCUAAAACUACAAGUUCAGGAGCUAAAGAAAGGAAGAGAGGAAGACGGAGCAAGGUCUGAGAAAGAGAGGCGCUCAUUGGAAGAAGAUAUGACGAAGAAAGUCGAGUCUAAGCAACAGCAUGUAGACACUUUGACGGAAACCGUUAGGGAGACAGAGCGAAAUGAGACGACUCUAACACAACAAGUUGAGGAGUUAAAGAAAGGAAGAGAGGAAGACAGAGCAAGAUCUGAGAAAGAGAAGCGCUCAUUGGCAGCAGAUAUGACGAAGAAACUUGAGUCUCAGCUACAACAUGUAGACACUUUGACAGAAAUCGUAGGGGAGAAAGAGCGUAAUGAGACGACUCUAACACAACAAGUUGAGGAGCUAAAGAGAGGAAGAGAGGAAGACAGAGUAAAAGCUGAAAAAGACAGAGGAAGAUCUGAGGAAGCAAAGCGCUCAUUGGCAGAAGAAAUGAGGAAGAAACUCGAUUCUAAGCAACAGCAUGUAAACACUUUGACAGAAACCGUAGGGAACAAAGAGCGAAAUGAGACGACGCUGAUACAACAAGUUAAAGAGUUAGAGAAAGGAAGAAAGCAAGACAGAGCAAGAUCUGAGAAAGAGAAGCGCUCAUUGGCAGCAGAUAUGACGAAGAAACUCGACUCUCAGCAACAGCGCGUAGACACUUUGAUAGAAACCGUAAGGGAGAAAGAACGAAAUGAGACGACUCUAAGACAGCAAGUUGAAGAGCUAAAGAAGGAGCAUGACUAUAAGGAACAGCUUUUGGAGCAACUUGAGCGUGAGACCUGGAAGCUGAGAACCAAAAUUCAACUAGAAAGUGAGAUGCGAUCAGCAGAGCAGAAGAAGAAAGCAGAGACACAUCAAUGGAGUUUCAUUCCUUGGGUGACCUCUGGGAAACAAGCUCAGGGUGGCACAUCAUCUUUUGAGGAUAAUUCAACCGGAGGACUGGGAAGGAGUCAUAUAUUACAAGCAGGAGAGGAGCCCCCAGAUGAUGAGUUUGCAGGUAUAUUACAGCAGAUAGCUGACGAUCUUUACGAUGAAGCCAAGAUCGACAGCCUUGCUGGUCAGCUGGGAAUCCUACAUGGUGAUAUACAGAGAGCGCUCAUGACCAAUAUGAGGUUCGGCCGUGUUACUAGUGAUGGAACUCGCCAUAUGCUGAAACAAUGGAGAAGAGGUGUAUCUAGGGAAGAUGAACGGAUUGAGCUAAAGAAGGCACUGGAAGCUGCCAAGUUGGUCAACCUUGCAGACCUGUAUCUCAGCGAAGGUGUAGAAGAAAAACAUAUCGAUUUGGAGUAUGCCAGCGAAGACGUCAAUGAUCAGCAGCCCUCUAAUAGAGAUGAAACCUCUCUAGAACAGGACCGGACCAAAGGACACACUGACAUCCAGGUACUCCAGGAAGCUACAGCGAGCAGUAACCAUACUCCUCGAGAUGGGCAUUCCGGAGACACGGCUACCAAAACCCAGGAAGACUUGACAGAUGGAAGUAGGAGUCAACAUCUUGAACAAUCACCGGAGCGCAGUACAGAGGACUUGGAUGAAUCUAAAGUGACUUCUGAAGAAGUGUCCUCAGAAGAGGUUCAUCCUGGAGAUGAUAUGAACAACGUUAGUAGCAUUCAACCUUCCGAACAAUCGCACAGCCAGGAGAUGCAAGUCCUACCUGAAUACAUGUCUGAGGUAGCCCCUCUUGUAUCUUAUGGUGGGAAACCCAACGAGGAAUCCGCCACCUUGGGCUGCAUCCCUCUAUGUGCUAUUCUUUCUGACGGAGACAUCCCCAAAGCGAUAAACGAGUUGAAGCAUCUCGGGGUCACUGCUAUGUACGAAAUACCUUUCACUGAUGAAGUUCACUCAGAUGAGGAUAAGUUGCAGUUGCUUGACCUUCUACGUGGGUGCCUUAACGAAGGUGAUAGAACGUUAGCAACUAAUGAUCUGAAGAAGAUAUGCACGAAUCCAAGAUGUAGGUUGCUCAAUGGGAAAACCAAGAAAGAGGCUAAAGAAGCUAAUCAGAAGAUGGUCACAGAGGUCCAAGAGCGAAAACAGGAAUUAAAGAAAGGUAGAGAGGAAGACAGAGAAAGAUCUGAGAAAGAGAAGCGCUCAUUGGCAGCAGAAAUGACGAAGAAACUCGAGUCUAAGCAACAGCAUGUAGAUACUUUGAUGGCAACCGUACGGGAGAAAGAGCGAAAUGAGACGACUCUAAGGCAGCAAUUUGAAGAGCUAAAGAAAGGAAGAGAGGAAGACAGUGCAAGAGCUGAGAAAGAGAAGCGCUCAUUGGCAGAAGAUAUGACGAAGAAACUUGAGUCUAAGCAACAAUGCGUAGACACUUUGACAGAAACCGUAGAGGGAAAAGAGCGAAAUGAGACGAAUUUAAGACAUCGAGUUGAGGAGCUAAAUAAAGGAAGAGAGGGAGACAGUGCAACGGCUGAGGAAAAGCGGCUCUCAUUGGCUGCAAAUAUGACAAAGAAACUCGAGUCUAAGCAACAAAGCGUAGACUAUUUGACAGAGAUCGUAGGGGAAAAGGAGCGAAAUGAGACGACUUUAAGACAGCAAUUGGAAGAGCUAAAGAAGAAGUAUGGCUAUAAGGAACAUCUUUUGGAGCAACUGGAGCUUGAGACCUGGAAGCUGAGAACCAAAAUUCAACUAGAAAGUGAGAUACGAUCAGCAGAGCAGAAGAAGAAAGCAGAGACACAUCGAUGGAGUUUCAUUCCUUGGGUGACUUCUGGAAAGCAAACUCAGGGUGGCACAUCAUCAUGUGAGGAUAAUUCAACCGGAGGACUGGGAAUGAGUGAUACAUUACAAGCAGGAGAGGAGCCCCCAGAUGAUGAGUUUGCAGGUAUAUUACAGCAGAUAGCUGACGAUCUUUACGAUGAAGCCAAGAUCGACAGCCUUGCUGGUCAGCUGGGAAUCCUACAUGGUGAUAUACAAAGAGCGCUCAUGACCAAUGUGAAGUUCAACCGUGUUACCAGUGAUGGAUCUCGCCAUAUGCUGAAACAAUGGAGAAGAGGUGUGUCCAGGAAAGAUGAACGGAUUGUGCUAACGAAGGCACUAAAAGCUGCCAAGUUGGUCGACCUUGCAGACCUGUAUUUCAGCGAAGGUGUAGCAGAAGAACAGAUCAAUGCCGAAUAUGCCAACGAAGAUGUCAAUGAUCAGCAGCUCUUUAAUAGAGAUGAUACCUCUAUAGAAGUGGACCGGACCAAAGGACACACUGACAUCCAGGUACUUCAGGAUGCUACAGCAAGCAGUAACCACACUCUUCGAGAUGGGCAUACAGAAAACAUAGCUUCCAAAACCCAGGAGGACUUGACAGAUGGAAGUAGGAGUCAACAUCUUGACCAAGCAUCGGAGCGCAGUACAGAGGACUUGGAUGAAUAUGAAGUGACUUCUGAAGAAGUGUCAUCUGAAGAAGUUCAUCCUGGUGAUGAUAUGAACAACGUUAGUAGCAUUCAACCUUCUGAACUAUCGCCCAGCCAUGAAAUGCAAGACCUACCUGAAGACAUGUCUGAGAUAGCCCCUCUGGUAUCUUAUGAUGGGAAACCCAACGAGGAUUCCACCACCUUGGAUACAAGCCAUGUAGGCGGAAUCAUAAGCCGCGUCCCUCUAUGUGGUAUAUAUGCCUACGGAGACAUCCCAGCAGCGAGAAAUGAAUUGAAGCAUCUCGGGAUCACUGAUAUGUACGAAAUACCUGAUCCUGGUGGCUCUCUCUCAGAUGAGGAUCAGUUGCAGUGGCUUGACCUUCUACGUGGAUGCCUUUAUGAAGGCGACAGAACGUUAGCAGCUAAUGAUCUGAAGAAUAUAUGCACGAAUCCAAGAUGUAAGUUGCUCAAUGAGAAAACCAAGAAAGAGGCGAAAGAAGCAAAUCAGAAGAUGUUCGCAGAGGUCAAAGAGCGAGAACAGGAAUUAAAGAAAGGAGGAGAGGAAGACAGAGCAAGAGCUGAGAAAGAGAAGCGCUCAUUGGCAGCAGAAAUGACGAAGAAACUCGAGUCUAAGCAACAGCAUGUAGACACUUUGACACAAACCGUUGGGGAGAAAGAGCGAAAUGAGACGACUUUAAGACAGCAACUUGAAGAGCUAAAUAAAGGAAGAGAGGAAGACAGAGCAAGAGCUGAAAAAGAGAAGCGCUCAUUGGCAGCAGAUAUGAUAACAAAACUUGAGUCUAAGCAACAGCAUGUAGACAAUUUGACGGAAACCGUAAGGGAGAAAGAGCGAGAUAAAACGACUUUAAGACAGCAACUUGAAGAGCUAAAUAAAGGAAGAGAGGAAGACAGAGCAAGAGCUGAAAAAGAGAAGCGCUCAUUGGCAGCAGAUAUGAUAACAAAACUUGAGUCUAAGCAACAGCAUGUAGACAAUUUGACGGAAUCCGUAGGGGAGAAAGAGAGAAAUGAGACGACUCUAAGACAGCAAGUUAAAGAGCUAAAGAAAGGAAGAGAGGAAGACAGAGCAAGAGCCGAAAAAGACAAGCGCUCAUUGGCAGCAGAAAUGACAAAGCAACUCGAGUCUAAGCAACAACAUGUAGACACUUUGACACAAAUCGUAGGGGAGAAAGAGCGAAAUGAGACGACUCUAAGACAACGAGUUGAAGAGUUAAAGAAAGAGAGAGAGGAUGACAGAGCAAGAGCUGAAAAAGACAAGCACUCAAUGGCAGCAGAAAUGACGAAGAAACUCAAGUCUAAGCAACAGAAUGUAGACACUUUGACACAAACCGUAGGGAAGAAAGAGCGAAAUGAGACGACGCUAAGCCAGCAAGCUGAGGAACUUAAGAAAGGAAGAGAGGAAUACAGAGCAAGAGCUGAGAAAGACAAACGGUCAAUAGAAUUAAGCUGGAAGAAAAAGCAUGACUAUAAGGAACAGCUUUUGGAGCAACUUAAGCGUGAGACCUGGAAGCUGAGAACCAAAAUUCAACUAGAUAGUGAGAUACGAUCAGCAGAGCAGAAGAAGAAAGCAGAGACACAUCAAUGGAGUUUGAUUCCGUGGGUGACUUCUGGAAAACAAGCUCAGGGUGGCACAUCAUCAUUUGAGAAUAAUUCAACAGGAGGACUGGGAAGGAGUGAUACAUUACAAGCAGGAGAGGAGCCCCCAGAUGAUGAGUUUGCUGGCAUAUUACAGCAGAUAGCUGACGAUCUUUACGAUGAAGCCAAGAUCGACAGCCUUGCUGGUCAGCUGGGAAUCCUACAUGGUGAUAUACAGAGAGCGCUCAUGACCAAUGUGAAGUUCAACCGUGUUACCAGUGAUGGAACUCGUCAUAUGCUGAAACAAUGGAGAAGAGGUGUGUACAGGGAAGAUGAACGGAUUGAGCUAACGAAGGCACUAAAAGCUGCCAAGUUGGUCAACCUUGCAGACCUGUACCUCGGCGAAGGUGUAACAGAAGAACAGAUCCAUUCUGAAUAUGCCAACGAAGACGUCAAUAAUCAACAGCUCUUUAAUAGAGAUGAUACCUCUCUAGAACGGGACCGGACCAAAGGAUACACUGACAUCCAGGCACUUCAAGAAGCUACAACAAGCAGUAACCAAACUCCUCGAGAUGGACAUAAAGGAAACAUGGCUUCCAAAACCCAGGAGGACUUGACAGAUGGAAGUAGGAAUCAACAUCUUGACCAAUCACCGGAGCGCAGUACAGAGGACUUCGAUGAAUCUGAGGUGACUUCUGAAGAAGUGUCCUCUGAAGAAUUUCAUCCUGGUGAUGAUAUGAACAACGUAAGUAGCAUUCACCUUUCUGAACAAUCGCCCAGCCAUGGGAUGCAAGUCCUACCUGACGACAUGUCUGAGAUUGCCCCGCUGGUAUCUUAUGGUGGGAAUCCCAACGAGGAAUCCACCAUCUUGGAUACAAGCCACGUAGGCGGAAUCAUAAGUAACGAAGAAGAUCUGAUUUCUCAACUUGUUCUUACUGAUACAUCUCCGGAGAAAAUAUUGCUCAUUUUCCUCGUAAAGAUAAUAAUGGAUGUUUCCCAGAAAGCAUUCAGUGUAUAA